GCAGAGACCACCACCACCACCAAACACCAUCACGACGACGCGAGGAUCUAUCAACCGGAACCGCCAUGGGCGUCGCGUCGAGGAGAGCCGCGGCGGCGGCGCUGCUGCUGGUGGCGGUGGCCGUAGCGUCGGCGGCGGCGGGGGCCGGCGCGGAGGAGGGGCAGCAGCAGCAGCUGGGCUGCUUCUGCGACUGCAUGAAGAACCAGUGCAUGACGCUGGGCGCGGGGCCCAACAAGUUCGACUGCGCCGCGGCCUGCACCGAGGGCUGCACGCAGAUCGGGCAGCCGGGCCAGCCCAAGGACAACGACUUCUGCGGCUUCUGAUCUUACGAGGCCCGCUCUCCGGCCCACAGACAUGACGGGCCGGCCCAUCUACUGGAUCAGUUCUUCUGUUCCUUGUUCUAUUUAACAGUUUUCCCUUUUUCUCGAGAGGGCUUGUGCCGUGCACGUAGGGAAGGAGCUUCGAAAACAGCGUUACAGCAUAUGUGUAUCAUUAAUCACAGGGAUGUUUUUUUUGAGGUUUCUA
This is a messenger RNA of Oryza brachyantha (malo sina), 525 nucleotides long. RefSeq lists its product as uncharacterized. Bases 66 to 323 code for a protein of 85 amino acids. Lineage: Eukaryota; Viridiplantae; Streptophyta; Magnoliopsida; Poales; Poaceae. The record is from RefSeq and is a predicted model, not a curated record. The transcript has a single exon.